CAAAAUAACUGAAAAUUCUGAUAAUGAUAUGGCUUCUCCUAUUGUUUCAUCUAAUACUCCUAUACCAAAAACAAUUUGGUACAAAGGUUCUCCUGCUACUCUCAAAGACCACUUAGGUAAUUUAUGUAAUAACAUGCCACUGGAUGCUUAUGAUCUAUUUUUAAACCAGUUAGCAACAAAGGCACUUGAAGUUGAUAUAUCAAAAUCAAAGAAACGAAAACUUGGCAAUCUGUCAAAUCAAGCAUAA
Molecule: messenger RNA, 247 nt
Organism: Dentiscutata heterogama
Lineage: Eukaryota; Fungi; Glomeromycota; Glomeromycetes; Diversisporales; Gigasporaceae
Source: the annotation of a GenBank genome assembly